Messenger RNA from Geosmithia morbida, 645 nucleotides. RefSeq lists its product as uncharacterized. Bases 1 to 645 code for a protein of 214 amino acids. The record is from RefSeq and is a predicted model, not a curated record. NCBI's taxonomy places the organism in Eukaryota, Fungi, Ascomycota, Sordariomycetes, Hypocreales, Bionectriaceae. The transcript has a single exon. Gene Ontology annotation, molecular function: protein binding.
AUGACACCCAACCCUUUCCUCCUUGCGGCAGACAACAGCCCCGAGCUGCUGCCCCUUCUCCGUAAGAACCCGUCAUUGGCACCAUCGCAAGACGAGCAUGGCUAUUCUCUUGUCCACGCCGCCGCCAGCUACAACCAUUUCGACCUCCUCCGUGCUUUGAUCGCAGAAUUCAAAGUGGACGUGGACCUCAAAGACGAAGACAAUGAAACUGCACUGUUUGUUGUCGAGACGCCCGAGAUGGCCAAAGUCCUUGUUGAAGAGUUCGGCGCAGACCCUCUUCACAGGGGAACCGAUGGCUUUACGGCAAAGGAGAAGAUUGAGGAGGAAGGCGAUUUCCCGGCUGUGGUAGCCUAUCUCAGCACCUUUGAAUCUGGCCGAAAAUUCGAACGAACGACCGCCGAUGCUACCUCAGAAUCCAUUCCCCCUCCUCCCGAGGGUUUGCAGAUCAGGAUCGAUGUGAUGGACCAGGGAGAAAAUGUCCCAACCGAUGUCGACCAAGAGUUCCGCCGUCGUAUCGAUGAACUGGCUCAGCGUGAUGACAUCGACACACCGGAGGGACAGGCGGAAUUGCGGAAGGUGGUCGAGGAUGCAUUGGCGGGCCAAGGUCUCGGUGGAGAGCGUUCAGUACGUAACAAGACUGACUGA